CAUUAUUCAACUGGGGAGGGAGGUGUCCAGCUGGUUUUAGCUAUGCUGGAUCCAAAACAGAACAUUAAACAAUUGGCAUUCAGGAAGAACAGGGACUUCAUCUUGCUUUCCACUCUCCUAGACAACAAAUCCAGGAGCAGAACCAAGGCUGUGCUUCUUACCUUUGAGAUGCUGAUGAUGGACCCUGUGGAACCGGCUCGGGUUGCCCCUUGGCAGUGCUGGGAUGCUGGAGAAGCUGUUCCCCAUGGCAUCAAAAGGCAACCAAUAGCUGGAAGCAGAGAGAGUUGUGGAGAGCUUGGAAGGGGUUUGGAGCCAUUUUUGGAGGAGGCAGGAUGUUGCGGAAGGACCGUGGAAGGAGUUUGGAGCCAUUUUUGGACACGGCAGCUCAUUGCAGAGGCAGUGUGAAAGGGUUUUGGAGUAUUUUAGAGGCAUAUCUGAGGAGUUGGAGAGGCGAUCCAAUAGGAGAACAUGGGUGACUGCUUCACUAUUCACUGACUGGAUCAGCAAUUGCUUUAUACACCAGACUGAAAGAUAUCCGGCAUCAAAGAACCUUGCAUUUAGAGUUCUACUGCUUCUGGAUAAUGCCCCUGGCCAUCCAAAAUCCUGCAGUUUGUCCACCCUAAGGCAGAAGUUGCCUUCUUACUGACAAAUACCGCUUCCUUAAUUCAGCAAAUGGACCAAGGUCUCAUAGCUACAAUCAAGUCUCAGUACAAAACACUCAAAACACAUUCAAGAGGAUUCUGGACCUGAAGGAAAGUGACCCCCCUUUGGCCAUUACUGAUUGCUAGAAGAGUUACAGCACAGCUGACUAAAUAGAGAACAAAAAGACAUCCCUUGACAAGAUCCAACCAAGAAUCUGGAAUGCACGUUGGAGAAAAUUAUGACCUGAGAUGGUCACGUCUUCAUUUACCAAGGCUGUUUCCUCAGUGGAUAAAUAAAAAGGACUGUGAAUCUUCCACAUAACAUUGGUGGUGUGAAGGUUUUGAUGAUAACCAGGCAAACGAGGUGGAAGAACUCCUUCAAUCACAUCAAGAUGAGUUAACAAAGGAGGAUUUGGAAGAACUCAUAUAGUCAACUGCUGAAAGUGAUGAUGAACAGGAAAAAGAGGAGGAUGUGGUGGUACUUAAGCCACUAACUGUUAAAGUUCUUGCAGAGGUAAUGCAGAUGGGAGCUGCCUUGGCUGACAAGAUAUUUGAAAUCUAUCCGUUCAUGGAAGGCAGCAUUACGUUUAAAAGGCAACUAGAGACUGCAUUGGAAACAUAUAAAGAAACCUACCGGGAUCUUCAAAGCAAAGCAAAGCAAAGCAAAGCAAAGCAACCCAGCGUCAUCAGCUUCUUUUAAAAGGUUGGCGUCAUCACUACUAAAGAUCCAGCAUCUGAAAGUGACACCUCAACUUUGAUGAUAGUGACAAUGAUAAUGAUUCUGUCAACAGCACUGUCUGCAGUGAAGAUGCAGUCAGACAUGGACCAUCUGCCUCUUCAGGGCCUUUCAAGGAAUCUAACCCCAGCAUUCAGGAAGCAUUCCAUGUGGGGGAAGAAGACCGCGCUCCUUUCGCUGUUCCAGGCACAGUCCCAACACUGGGGAGUAAAUACUGCAUCAUACCUGCAGGCUGCAGCUGCUUGGCAUACAAAAGAGUUCUAUGACUGAAGAAAAAUAAAGGGAGGGAAAGGAAUAUAAUACCAGGAGGGCUCUAUUCAUCCUCUUUUAAAAGCAGGACAACUAGGCUCUAGGUCUCAUCCUGAUCCAACAGCACGUGGAGAAGAAACACAGCAGGAACUAUUAUGCCAAUGAGGAUUGAAUGAGAAGGAUUAUGGAUAUGAAGCCAAGAAUGGCACAACAAAGGCAACGAUGUUAAUGUAAGUGGGACACAGGACAACUGAAAAGGCCAUCUGUGCAAAAUUGACUGCUUUACUGUUUGCUCUUUCUGGCUAUUGUCUCCCUGACUUUGAACUAAGAAGACCUAAUAGAGCUUGCCUAAACAGAGUGCCAAAGAGAGCUGCCAACACUAGACCAGCAAGCACUGCAUCCCUCUGAAACCAAAAAUCCUUCAGAGAAAAGUCUCUCAGUCAACAUAGCACCAUGGAUCGAUUCCGGAUGAUCUUCCAAUACUUCCAGUCUAAUUCGGAAUCGGUGAUGAAUGGAAUCUGUGGACUGCUAGCACUAGCUAGUGUAAAGAUUUACACCUCCUUUGACUUCAACUGCCCCUGCCAUCCUAAGUAUAACAUGGCAUAUGGCAUGGGAAUCAUGUUUAUCCCUCCAGUGAUCCUUUUGCUCUGUGGUCUCAUUGUCAACAGGCAGUCUGUGGUGGUUCUUGAGGAAUGGAAAAGACCUACUGGGAACAGGAAGAAGAAUCUGGCCAUUAUCAGGUACAUGUGUACCUCCAUCCUCCAACGGGCUAUGAUUGCACCAGUUGUUUGGAUUUUAGUCACCCUCCUCGAUGGGAAAUGUUUUAUCUGUGCCUUCAGCAAUUCCAUCGACCCAGAUAAGUUUUCAGGUUUUGCCAACAUCACGCCUUCCCAAGUGCAGCUCUUGCUCUCCAAGAUUCCUUGCAAGGAUGAUGAACUCAUGAGAAACAACACAUCCCGCAAGGCAGUGUCCAGGUACAUCAGAUGCUGGUCACAGGCAAUCGGCUGGAGUAUCCUACUGACCCUUAUAGUGAUAGCCUUUCUUGCCCGCUCGCUCAGACCCUGCUUCAAUCAGGCUGCCUUCUUACAGACUCGCUACUGGAGCAAUUACAUUGAUAUCGAGCAAAAGAUAUUUGAUGAAACUUGCUGUGAGCACGCUCGAGACUUUGCACAUAAAUGCAUCCUCCAUUUCUUUGAGAGCAUGCAGAAAGAAAUCAAACUACAGCGGUUCAAUGCCCACAAAGAAAAGGAGGACGAAGAAGAAGAAAGGGAGAAUGAUCAUUUGCGGGGUAUCACAAACCAGGAGCAGAUGAACAAAAUUCUCCAGACAUGGUACUACAGCAAACCACGACUGGAUUUGAGCCAAGCAACACAGCAGCAACCUCUGGGCUUAGAAGGAACGACUAUGCCAGAGAGCAUGAGUCACCGGUGGCAUCCACGGCCAGGGACUAUAGCUACCAGGCAAACAGUUGUUUAAAAAGAACCUGAAAGCAUCAAGAGGGUCUCUUUCAUAGUUAGGCAAGCUCUAUAUAACAUCCUCCAGCUCUGUCAACUGGCCAGAAAAAUAAAACAAUGGACUGGACUACUCAUGUGCCUUUAACAAUAACUUGAUGCAGGAAUCAGCAGGUAACAUUUUGCAGGCUGUGGCACUAACCAUUAAGCCCCUUACAGAUGUUAUUCAAUGAACAUGAAUAACCAUGAGCCAUUUUUGGAAGGGUGGUAUAUAAAUCAAUCAAUCAAGCAAACAAACAAACAAAUGGGGGGGGAUGCAGUAUUGCAGAGGCAAGCUCUGCCCUCAUUCUACUGCAUCUAGAACAUCUGCAGAGAGCUCCUGUGCAUUUAUUUGUAUGCUGAGAAGAUUCUCUUUCCACAUGACCAGGGGUGGAACCUUACCAGCAUUGUGCCAUACAAUAAACAUACACCCUAUGCCAGGGAUUCUCGAACUUGAGUCCCCAGAUAUUGUUGGACUACAAGUCCCAUCAUCCCCACCUCCCAAUGGCCUGGCCAUUUCAGUGGGGAUGCUGGGAGUUGUAGUCUAACAUCAUCUGGGGACUCAAGUUUGAGAACCCCGAUGCACAUUCAUUGAAUGCAUGUAAGGAUGUCUGGGUUUUUUUAAUUGAAAGAUUAUUUAAAAUUAUUAUUUUAAAGAUUAUUUAAAAUUUUAAAAUACAUAACUUUCACCUGCUACUGUCUGACAUCAAGAUGUUGUUCGUGUACAAGAAGCAAACCUGCAAACAGGCAGAUCAGCUGGUAGCAUGACACACACUAAAUAGUCAGAAGAAAGGACAAUCUUUCAGCGCCGGUCAUGAUGGCUCUCUCUAUGCUACCUCAUGGUUCAGAGAACCCUAAACACCAACUGUGGGGCAGCAACAGCAGGAGAGGCAUAUGAGGCUUGUGGGUUUCCCAGAGGCAUCUGGUUGACCACUGUGGGAAACAGGAUGCUGGACAGCAUGCUUGGCAUCAAUAGGAUCUAUUUCAUAGUUAGGCAGGGUUCUUCUUAGGUUCUUGAAGAUAACAUUAUUAAUUAACUAUAUUAAAUCAUGAAUCACCUUAAGUAGUGCAGUGGGGAAAUGCCUGACUAACAAAGAGAAGGUUGCUGGUUUGAAUAUCUGCUGGUACUAUAUCGGGCAGCAGUGAUAAAGGAAGAUGCUGAAAGGCAUCAUCUGAUACUGUGUGGGAGGAGACAAUGGUAAACCCCUCCUAUACUCUACCCAAAGAAAACCACAGGGCUUUGUGGGUGCCAGGAGUCUAAAUCGACUUGAUGGUACACUUUACCUUUACCUUUAUAUGAAAUCAUAGUGUAAAAAAUAAUGUUGCAGUUGAAAUCUGAGAUGACACAUGAUCUCAUUGUCUCCCUUCUAGCUUUAAAAAUCAAGUGCCUGUUCAGGCUAGAAAUCAAAAUGAGAGAGCUAGGCAUGUCAACAUAAUAGUAGAAUCACCCUUUCAGCACAUGCAAAUAAAAGUAGUAGAAUCUUGUCCAGGAUACGACAGAAUCGCUAUAGCACACCAGCUCUAUAUAUAAGGAUACUAGGCAUCUGGAGGCAGCAAGUAAAACAGAGAGGGUGUUAAAUUAUAAAGUCAUUUUAUAACACUAAUAGGAAACCUUUUUCUGAUAUCAUAUCAGCCCUACAUUUGAUUAGUAUUUGGCUUGCAGAUACAAAUUCUUGUACCUGUAGCUUUCUGUAACCUAAAUGGCUCUUAUCUGUAUCAUGAGUUAAUAGGAUGAGAUUAAAUCUAAAUAAAUAACUAUUUUAAGUUUUUAAAAAAAA
Messenger RNA from Hemicordylus capensis (graceful crag lizard), 4894 nucleotides. RefSeq names its product calcium homeostasis modulator 3 (gene CALHM3). NCBI's taxonomy places the organism in Eukaryota, Metazoa, Chordata, Lepidosauria, Squamata, Cordylidae. Gene Ontology annotation, molecular function: monoatomic cation channel activity. The record is from RefSeq and is a predicted model, not a curated record. The transcript has 7 exons. Bases 2080 to 3102 code for a protein of 340 amino acids.